Cylindrotheca closterium is the source of this 2001-nucleotide messenger RNA. The record is from the annotation of a GenBank genome assembly. NCBI's taxonomy places the organism in Eukaryota, Bacillariophyta, Bacillariophyceae, Bacillariales, Bacillariaceae.
AUGUGGAAUAUUACGACAUUGCAAGAUCCUCUGGCGUCCUAUGUAAAGGGAGGCAAUGACACAACUUCAUCUGUCGUCAUCAGUGCAUCGGUUGCCCAUGUGAACAUUUUCAAAAACGACGACGCAUCGGCAUUUCAAGAGGGUGGACGGCCAGCCAAAGUUGCCUUGGCUGAUUUCAUCGCACGUACCUUGGUAAAGCAACGUAGUCAAGCCAUGAAGGAAGUGGAGAAUUUUGUUCUUACUCUGGAACCUUUGGAUCGCAUCUUUUUGAAGGGCAAACGACGACGACAGAAUUUAUCGGCACCCUACCCACCGUAUGUGUUGGAGCGAAGUGAUAUUUGGUCCUCCAAUGAUCAAGUGCAUCUAUCAUUGCGUUUGAUUGUCGAGUCCCAAUCGAAGCAACUCGACGAGAAAAGCGAUUUCCUACAAACAGCUGUUAGUUCCAUUUUAGCAUCUUUGUUGCCAUUUAACCAAGUCGACUGGACACAAGCGGCCAUGAAUCACAUUUCUUGCGUGGUGUUGCAAGACAAAAUUCGCCAACAGUUGGAUUCUUCCAAUGCAGUGGGCUUCAUCGCCAAUAAUUCCAUUUUGCCACGAAAAAGUGGUACGAGUGAUGCUCCCAUGUCGAGUCCACCCGCCGUCCCCUUUCAGGCACCACCUGACAGUUCCAUGACGCAAUCUCUCACCAUUGAAAUGGGAUCUUUGGCGGGAUAUCUUCCCAGCAAUGUGGUUCCCUCGCAAGGAUCUUCCAUAGCAUUGUCGGGCUUGGUGAUUCCGAAAGGUAUCACACUUAUUUGUGGAGGUGGUUAUCAUGGCAAAUCGACCAUGUUGCGCACCGUUGCCUUGGGAAUUUACAAUAAGAUUCCUGGAGAUGGUCGUGAAUACUGCAUUGCCGUGGAAGAUGCAGUUUCUGUGAGAGCCGAAGAUGGUCGCUAUGUCAACAAUUGCAACAUCAGUGCCUUUAUCUCCAAUCUCCCCACUCUACCCGGUGCAACAAAAACGGUCGACACGACGCAUUUUUCCAGUCGAGACUCCUCUGGUUCCACCUCCCAGGCGGCCAAUGUUUCCGAGGCGAUUGAAAUGGGAUGUUCCGCCAUGCUCAUUGACGAGGAUGUUAGUGCGGCAAAUUUCAUGGCGCGAGAUGGACGUAUGCGAGCACUUGUCAUGGACGAAAGCAUUACUCCUUUGUUGUAUCGAGUGAAUGGACUGUACAAUGCCAAGGGCAUUUCUUCCGUGGUAGUCGUGGGAGGUGUUGGUGACUGGUUGGAUGUUCCACAUAAUGUGAUCUUGUUGGACAAGUAUGUCGCAUCAGAUGCCACCGAAAAGGCCGCAUCCAUUAGCUAUCAAUUCUCGUAUGGGCACGUCCAAUACGGCGGAAAGGGUGUGGUGCACCGAUUGGAUUGGGAAUACGGCGGAACUCCAAUUCCACGUCGACCGACUGAUGAGUUUGCGAAUCGAUUUAGUUCCAACAUUGAAAUUUCAUUGUUGGAUGGAGGUCACUCGAUCGCCUUGCAUCCCCAUGAAGACGACGAUGAAACGAUGGAUGGUGGCCAUGUUGUACUGGAGGAUGAUCACGAUGAAGGAUGCAUUGAAGCGUCACGCAUGGAGCAAGUGAUGGGACGAAAACACUUAUAUACUUGUGGCCUAUGUGCACUUUGGAUCAUUAAAGCAUCACAGCAGCAAAAGACAUUGGGACUCCCCGAUUUACUGAACAAGUUGGACGAAACCUUAGACUCCUCUGGUCUUGUCAAAGUUGUUGAGGAUCUCAGUUCUAGUGGUCUUUCUCCCAAGACAUGGCACCAUCUGGUGGAAGCUGUUGGAUUUGCACAACGUCCAAGAAAGUUUGAGGUUGGUCAAGCACUUACACGAUUGCACGGAAUCCAAUUUGAAGAACUUCCUGUCGAGAAUGAAUUAGCUGCAAAAUUGGCUGCAGCGAAAGCGGAGGAAGAACGAAAGCGAAAAGCCCUGGCGGAUCUGUGGGCCGCAAGAAGAGCUAAGUAG